GGCAGCCUGGGGCACGCAGCGACAGAGGGACAGACAGAGAGGCGCGGUGAGCAUGGCGAUUCCCUGCGUGGAGCUGAGCAACAAGAUGAAGAUGCCCGCUCUGGGACUGGGCACUUGGCAGGCUCCUCCAGAAAAGGUGGAAGAGGUGGUGAAGUUUGCUAUCGAUUCUGGCUAUCGCCACUUUGACUGUGCCUAUUUCUAUCAGAAUGAAAAUGAAAUAGGGAAUGCGGUCAAGCAGAAGAUCAAGGAGGGGGCAGUGAAACGGGAAGACCUCUUCAUUGUCACUAAGUUGUGGAACACCUUUCAUGAGAAGUCCUUGGUUAAAGUGGCUUGCAAGAAGAGCCUUGCUGCCCUGCAACUGGACUACCUUGACCUCUACCUGAUGCACUACCCUAUGGGAUUCAAGGCUGGUGAAGAGCUGCAUCCUCUGGAUGACAAUGGUAUGAGUAUCCCCAGUGAUACAGAUUUUCUUGACACGUGGGAGGCCAUGGAAGAACUGGUGGACUGUGGUCUGGUGAAAGCCAUUGGUGUCUCCAACUUUAACCAUGAGCAGAUUGAAAGACUUUUGAACAAACCAGGACUGAAACACAAGCCCGUAAUGAACCAGAUUGAAUGCCAUCCAUACCUAACCCAGGAAAAGUUGAUCAAGUACUGUAAAUCCAAAGGGAUUGCUGUGACUGCCUACAGCCCCCUUGGUUCUCCCAACCGCCCAUGGGCUAAGCCAGGGGAGCCUGUGCUGCUGGAGGAUCCCAAGAUUAAAGAGAUUGCAGCUAGACAUCAUAAAAGCCCUGCCCAGGUUCUGAUCCGCUUUCUUAUCCAAAGAGACCUCAUUGUCAUUCCUAAGUCUGACAAACCGCAGCGUGUUCAGGAAAACAUGAAGGUGUUUGACUUUGAACUGUCCAAAAAGGAGAUGGAUGUCAUCCUCAGCUUUAACAGGAACUGGAGGGCAGUUCCAGUGUUGCCAGCUGUCAAUCACAAGGACUACCCAUUUAAAGCAGAAUAUUAAAUGCAAGCGGUUUCUGCAAGACCUCCAUUUAAGUACUUCCAGAUCAGAAGAUUCACUCUGUAGCUUGGUUUGAUUUCUUUUUCUGUACUUGACAAUAAUUAUGAACAAUUCCUUUUCCUCCUUUUCUAGGAGGAGAUCACCAGUUGAUGUAAGAAUGCAUCAAUAGGGCUGGGGUUUUUUUAACAAUGGUUAUCAGAAAGCUUGUUUUGAUUAUUAGUAGAAAGACAAUGUAUUUUGUUUCCUUUUUUCCUUGUCUUCCUCAGUUAGAGACAUGUCUAACAAAAAAAUCUGGUUACUUACCUGAUUUUUUUAUAUUUCUGGUGUGGUCAGUCAUACUGGCUCGAGUCACCGUCGAGGAAUGCUCUAAUCACUUUGCUUUUUAUAUUGUUGUGAUUUUUAUAGAAUAUAUUUCUAAUACUUAAAAUUUUAUAUGAAUAAAGUUUAUUAACAACAAAAGUU
Molecule: messenger RNA, 1465 nt
Organism: Lepidothrix coronata (blue-crowned manakin)
Lineage: Eukaryota; Metazoa; Chordata; Aves; Passeriformes; Pipridae
Product: aldose reductase-related protein 1-like
Exons: 11
Coding region: 53-1006 (317 amino acids)
Cellular component (GO): cytosol
Molecular function (GO): aldose reductase (NADPH) activity
Source: RefSeq, a predicted model, not a curated record